Molecule: messenger RNA, 1279 nt
Organism: Cucurbitaria berberidis CBS 394.84
Lineage: Eukaryota; Fungi; Ascomycota; Dothideomycetes; Pleosporales; Cucurbitariaceae
Exons: 2
Coding region: 114-1205 (363 amino acids)
Source: RefSeq, a predicted model, not a curated record
CGCAUUCACGAUGCGCGUCAAUCACUGGUAGGAAAUAUAUCAUGGACUGCGAGGAGCGAACACACUUCGUACCUCCCACUCUGCAUACAACCAUUUUAUACCCACUUUGCUAGAUGGCCGAUCGUUUCAAGAACCUGGCGAAGAAUGGCUGGCAUCCGGAGAAGAGUGCGGCAAGCAGCUCAAGCAGCUCUGGUGGGCAGAGCGAGUCGAAGCUCGGCCAAGUGAAAGGUUGGGUGGGCAAGGCGCAGGGCAAAGACACACAUGCAGCAGCCGCUCUUGAACACCAGGCCACGCCAUUAUCGUCGCUGAAAGACCCCUCGAGCUUUGCGCCUCCACCGAAACGAGUAAACUACACUGCAGGCCCCGUGGCACCCUCAAGUACACGCACACCCACGACAGCCGCUGCACCGCCUCCUACAAAUUCUACUGCAAGACCGGCCCCAAGGCCCCCACCACGAUUACCUCCACGCCAAAACUCCAACCCCGAUGCAUAUGCGCCUCCUCCCCCACCAACAUACAAUGAAGCGACGCAGCAGGGGACGCCUUCACAAGGAGUGCUGAACCAGGGGGCGCUGGGGCGGCUAGGACAAGCUGGCGUCUCUGUGCCUGGGUUUGGAAUUGGCCGCACUGCCUCUCCUCCAGUGCCGGCUCGUCAAAUGGCAUCGCCUCCAGUACCCUUUCGCGAAAGCUCAGCGGCAAAAGCGCCCACACCACCUCCUGCUUCGGCUGGCCACGGAUCUCAAAUGAACGAACUGCAGAACAGGUUCGCGAAGAUGUCGACACCAGCGUCAGGGACUGCAGCAGCGCCUUCUGCAGGCACGUCGUGGGCAGACAAGCAAGCGACGCUGCGAACCGCUGCGAAUCUGCGUGACGACCCGUCGAAGGUGUCAGCCUCAGACCUCAGAGGCGCAGCAUCCACGGCGAAUAAUUUCCAGCAGCGACACGGCGAACAGGUGUCGUCCGGAUGGAAGGCUGCGAGCGGGCUGAAUCAGAAAUACGGCAUCGCUGGCAGGGUGAACCAGUUCGCUUCAUCAUCGAGCACAGCACCCGCAGCGCCGCAGUCACCUACACAGAGUAGUGUCCCGGGAGGCAGCAUGAUAGCUGGAGGGAAGAAGAAGCCACCGCCCCCACCCCCACCCAAGAAGAAAGAGCUAAGCGCAGGCGAGCCACCCCCAAUUCCCCUGGGCAGCAAACCGAAGUUCUAGCUCUAUUGACUUGUAUAUUUUUUUACCUUGAUCAUACCUAGCCUUGUAAAUAGAAUCCAAACUAUACCCCGCUG